Molecule: messenger RNA, 1943 nt
Organism: Bufo gargarizans (Asiatic toad)
Lineage: Eukaryota; Metazoa; Chordata; Amphibia; Anura; Bufonidae
Gene: TCP1
Product: t-complex 1
Exons: 12
Coding region: 138-1805 (555 amino acids)
Biological process (GO): protein folding
Cellular component (GO): chaperonin-containing T-complex
Molecular function (GO): ATP-dependent protein folding chaperone; ATP hydrolysis activity; ATP binding
Source: RefSeq, a predicted model, not a curated record
AAGGGGUGUAUGAAGUGGGCGGAGUCUCGUGGUGGCUAAGCAGCGGAGGGGUAGCUCUUUCUCUGCGUGCUUAGCGAGGCGGUUGGAGAGCACGUUGUAGCGGGUUUGAGGCCGGGUGUGUGAACGGACCGCAGAAAAUGGAGGGCCCGCUAGCCGUGUUCGGGGAGCGCAGUACCGGAGAGGUCGUCAGGAGCCAGAACGUGAUGGCAGCAGCAUCCAUUGCCAAUAUUGUGAAAAGUUCCCUUGGUCCUGUGGGUCUGGAUAAAAUGUUGGUGGACGAUAUUGGGGAUGUGACUAUAACAAACGAUGGUGCGACCAUCCUGAAGCUGUUAGAAGUGGAACAUCCUGCAGCUAAAGUGCUGUGUGAACUCGCCGAACUGCAGGACAAUGAAGUUGGAGAUGGAACGACAUCAGUUGUGAUUAUUGCUGCAGAGCUGCUGAAGAACGCUGAUGAGCUGGUGAAGCAGAAGAUCCACCCCACCUCCGUUAUUGGUGGAUAUCGUCUGGCUUGCAAAGAAGCUGUCCGAUACAUCAGUGAAAACCUCACAAUUAACACGGAUGAGCUUGGGAAGGACUGUCUUCUUAAUGCUGCCAAGACUUCCAUGUCCUCUAAAAUAAUUGGAGUUGACUGCGACUUCUUUGCUUCUCUAGUAGUUGAUGCUGCACUUGCUGUAAAAUUUGUGGAUCAAAAGGGUCAAGCCCGUUACCCGAUAAACUCUAUUAACGUGCUGAAAGCUCAUGGCCGGAGCCAGAAAGAGAGUAUUCUUGUCAAUGGUUACGCACUUAACUGCAUUGUGGGCUCACAAGGAAUGAAUAAAAGGAUCACCAAUGCAAAAAUUGCCUGCCUGGACUUCAGCUUGCAGAAAACCAAAAUGAAACUUGGCGUGCAAGUGAUUAUUUCAGACCCAUCCAAACUGGACCAGAUCAGGCAGAGGGAGUCUGACAUUACCAAGGAAAAGAUCCAGAAGAUCUUGGCGACGGGGGCCAAUGUCGUCCUCACUACUGGUGGAAUUGAUGACAUGUGUCUGAAGUAUUUUGUGGAUGCAGGCGCAAUGGCUGUGCGAAGAGUACUGAAAAAGGAUUUGAAACGUAUUGCUAAAGCUACUGGUGCUACUGUUUGUUCAACCCUUGCAAACCUGGAGGGUGAGGAAAGCUUUGAGGCGACCAUGUUGGGACAAGCUGAAGAGGUUGUACAAGAGAGGAUAUGUGACGAUGAGCUGAUUCUUGUUAAAAAUACAAAGUCCCGAACAUGUGCAUCCAUCAUUCUUCGGGGUGCCAACGACUUCAUGUGUGAUGAGAUGGAACGAUCUGUCCAUGAUGCCCUCUGUGUAGUGAAGAGAGUUCUAGAAUCAAAAUCUGUGGUACCAGGAGGUGGUGCUGUGGAAGCGGCUCUAUCCAUUUAUCUGGAGAAUUAUGCUACCAGCAUGGGCUCCAGGGAACAAUUGGCAAUUGCAGAGUUUGCAAGAGCACUUCUGGUUAUUCCAAAAACCCUGGCUGUGAAUGCUGCACAAGACUCCACUGACCUGGUUGCCAAGCUGAGAGCGUUCCAUAACGAGGCUCAAGUCAACCCAGAGCGCAAAAACCUUAAGUGGAUUGGUCUCGAUUUGGUGAAUGGAAAGCCAAGGGAUAACAAACAAGCUGGGGUCUUUGAACCCACUGUUGUAAAGACAAAAAGCCUGAAGUUUGCAACAGAAGCUGCAAUUACAAUCCUGCGAAUUGAUGAUCUCAUCAAAUUGCAUCCAGAGAGUAAAGAGGAGAAGGGCAAAUAUCACGAAGCAGUGCAAUCUGGAUCAAUUGAAUGCUAAUGUGUCACAGAAACUGUGUUUUUUUUUUUUUGUAUUACUGUAACUUAUAACUAGUAACUCAUUGUUUAUCUUGCACUUUUUGGUCUUGUACCAAAACCCAUCACCGAAACACUUAAUAAAAGUAAAGUGUGAGCUCUU